Molecule: messenger RNA, 2535 nt
Organism: Mollisia scopiformis
Lineage: Eukaryota; Fungi; Ascomycota; Leotiomycetes; Helotiales; Mollisiaceae
Exons: 3
Coding region: 1-2535 (844 amino acids)
Biological process (GO): trehalose metabolic process
Molecular function (GO): alpha,alpha-trehalase activity
Source: RefSeq, a predicted model, not a curated record
AUGUGGUUUCCGCAAGUUAUAUCCAUAGUACUAUUAUUUCUUCCCUUCGGUUCAGGGCAAGACCCAGUCCGUCCGUACCCGCUAGCAGAUGAAUAUUUGCCAACGACUCCCAUCCUCGACCACCAAUCAUACAUAUCUUCUUUCGCCGACCCGCAAUGGUACCUCGACAACAUCCCGUUCGUUGACUUUCCCGAUCAGAGCAUUCGGGAUGUGUAUUACUAUCGAACUUCAGUGCUCAAAAGACAUCUCAAAUAUUCCCACGAAGGACACGGCUGGCUCUUCACUGAGUUUAUACAUCCAGUAUCAUGGGCAAGCAAGCUUCAAACUAUCCCAGACUCUGCCGCUCAUCAGAUCCUUGAAGGUCGAUGGCUCAGAGAUCUGAGCUAUACGAAAGAUAUCGUCAAUUUGUACAUGCGUGCCGGGAUUGAAGCACUUGGAGGAAUAUCAUAUACACACUACAUUCAUCGUGCAAUCUUGGAGCACGCAUGGGCCACUGGUGAUGUCGACUUCCUCGUUUCUCAGCUGCCUGGCAUGAUCCAGACUUUCAAUCUUUGGAAUGUUACGCAGAACAAUGUCACAGGACUGUAUCAUCGGACACCACUUUCCGAUGCUCAAGAGUAUUCCCUGCCAGGAUACUGGACAGGAGGUCCAAACGGAGGAAUGGUAGAAACCUGGAAUGCAGUUGGGAAUAACUUCGCAACAAUUUGGCUGGGACCUGAAACUUACCGACCUAACUUCAAUGCUUACAUGGUUUCCGGAGCUCGUGCGAUUGCAGAGGUAGCCCACCUUGCUAAUCAGACAUCUCUUGCCCAGCAAUGGAGCGAGAGAGCCGAUACUUUGUAUACUGAUAUGAGGAACAUGUUGUGGGACGAAGAUCUGAAAUUCUGGAUUGAUGUAGUGGAAGGGACAAAUCUGAGGGUAGGGGGCAGAGAAUUGAUUGGCUACUUUCCUUACAGAUUGGAUGUGGGGACGGAUGAGGACUCAAUCAUGGGUCUCGAAGCAGGGCUAACACCGGAAGCGUUCUUGACCGAAUUUGGUCCUACCACUUUGGAGCAGACUAAUCAGUAUUAUACUGAUUUCAAGAACACUACAUAUUGCUGUAUCUGGCAAGGUCAAUCUUGGCCAUUCAGUACAUCGAUGUAUCUCGGUACUCUCGCGCGAUUGGCACGAGAGAACGUCAGCACGAUCGCCACUGCUGAAGUGUUUCAACAAGCAUUUGAGGCAUAUACAAUCACAAACUACAAAGACGGCGUCCCUUAUACUGCAGAAUGCCAUUAUCCCACAAUCGAUGAAUGGUCUGGAGACACGACAAAUCACAGUGAGAACUAUCUUCACUCGACAUAUAUCGAUAAUCUAUUCACGAAUCUCGUCGGUAUUGUCCCAACCCUGGACGAGAGGCUUGAAAUGCGACCUCUAAUACCAAGCAAUUGGACGUACUUCGCAAUUGAGAACCUUCCUUAUCAUGGAUCACUCAUUUCCAUUUUGUGGGAUGAAGCAGGAUCACACUACUCAAACUUCUCUCACCAACCAGGUCUAUCCAUAUACUCAUCAGGAACCCUCAUCCAUAAUCAACCUUCUCUCACACCCUUCAACAUCACACUCUCCAAUAGCUCAACCACAGCAAUCUCCAAACUCGCCUCCCAACCCUGCUAUUCCAAUAUCCUGUCAAACCCAAAUGCGCCAUGGGGUCUCCCAAACGUGACAGCGGACUAUACUUUCAGCAGUAAUGGCGAUAUUUCUCCCUAUGAAGCAUGGAAGAUGAUCGACGGUCUCUUAUGGUACGAUACAACUCCCGACAACAGAUGGACGAACAAUCAAUCCACAACCCCUUUCAACACUAUGUCCAUCACUCUACCUCGAGCUCGGAAAUUUGAUAGUGUUUCGCUGGGAAUUUAUGCGGAUACCGAUAGAGGAGGAGUGAUUGCUUGUCCAUCGGCGAUUUAUGUCUAUGAUCGGAGUGGGACCCUGCUCACGCAUCGAGAUCCUUGGAAUGGCUGUGUGCCUAAUGCCUUGAAUACGGUCUUACUUGGCAACGUUACUUCAUCCAAUACAUCGACAACCGCGACAGGGAUAGAGAUUGAGACGGACUUUCUGUCCAUUACGCUGGUGAAUGAGAUUCACUACGCAGUUGCAGUAAGCGAGAUUCAGAUUUGGGUCCCUGCCACCACCGGACCUAGAUACGAGGCCGAGGACGGCUUGUUAGGAACAUUCAUUGGUGGAUUUGAAGGAAAGCAAUCAGGACUUAAUUGUACUAUCGAAAAUGGAGGGGUUUUGCUCGGAGAUGGUGCUUGGGCAGAGAUUGCGGAUGUUAGAGCGUCUGACGACAGCGGCGGAAGCAAGAACUUGACAAUAAUUGGAGGUGGAAGUGGGACGUUGGCUGUUCAGAUGAAUUUUUUGACUAAUUCAACAGUAGUCUCCGGUGGUGUUCUUGCUAAUAUGACGAUCAAGGUUGAUUUCUUGGCUGGUGGGAACGUGGUUACCAUGUUUUGGGUUGAAGGGAAGCCAUGGGUGGAUGCAAUUGUGGUUGCGGGGUAA